Messenger RNA from Schistocerca gregaria, 5253 nucleotides. RefSeq names its product esterase FE4-like. The transcript has 11 exons. Gene Ontology annotation, molecular function: hydrolase activity. The coding region runs from base 131 to 1792 and encodes 553 amino acids. The record is from RefSeq and is a predicted model, not a curated record. NCBI's taxonomy places the organism in Eukaryota, Metazoa, Arthropoda, Insecta, Orthoptera, Acrididae.
CGCGUGCAAUACCUGUGACGUCAGUCGGGGCGGCGGCGGCGGCGGCGUCGUAGCGUCGCGAGAGGCAGCGGCCAGUAGCACGCGGGCCGCCACACCGCCAGCACGCGACCUGCACUCUGCCACGCCGAGGAUGAAGAGCGCGUCUGCGCCGGACAGCGAGGAGCAGGAGCUGGUGGUGGUGCGCGUGAAGGACGGUCAGCUGCGAGGCCGCCGCAGGGCCACGGUGUGGGGGCUGCCCUUCUGCAGCUUCCAGGGCGUGCCCUACGCCCGCCCGCCUGUCGGGGACCUCCGCUUCAGGGAGCCUCAGCCGCUGGAGCCGUGGUCCGGGGUUCGAGACGCGCUACAGGAGGGCGCUGUGGCUGUGAGCGUCCAUCAUGACGACUUCUCAAUCGCCGUUGGCAACGAGGAUUGCCUCUACCUCAACGUUUACACACCACAGCGGGUGCCGGGGGACGGCGGACGGCUGGCGGUGAUGGUGUGGCUGCACGGCGGCGGCUUCGUCUGGGGCAGCGGCAGCGCCGACUGCUACGGCCCCGACGUGCUCAUGCACGCUGCCAUCGUCCUCGUCACACUCAACUACCGCCUCGGUGUGCUCGGCUUCCUGAGCACGCAAGACGAGGUGGUGCCCGGCAACAUGGGCCUCAAGGACCAGGUGGCGGCCCUCAGAUGGGUACGCGACAACAUCGCCAGCUUUGGUGGCGACCCGAACAACGUCACCAUCUUUGGCGAGAGUGCGGGCGCUGCCUCAGUCCACUACCAUCUACUGUCCCCGCUCUCCAAAGGAUUAUUCCACAAGGCCAUAAUGCAGAGUGGUUCAGCCUUAAGCAUGUGGGCAGCAGCAGAUGGAAUCCGCGAGAAAAGUUUUAAACUGGGAGAGCUUCUGGGCUGUCAUACUGACAGCAGUGAGGAGCUUGUUCAAUUCCUCAGAGGGGUCGACCCUCACAAGCUUGUUGAAACAUUCCCCAAAGUUGUUCCUGAAAAGGAACAAAUGGGAGCUUUGACAGUGGCAUUUGUUCCAUGUGUUGAGAAGGAACACUCAGGCGCUUUCUUGACAGAAGAACCAUUGGUACUGAUGACUCAAGGACGUUUUCACAGAGUUCCAGUUAUUGUGGGUGGAACCUCCGGAGAAGGGAUUGCCAUGCUUGCACUUACUGGAAUUCUAAAGGAUACAGAAAAAAUGGAUUUCAUGAUUGACAAUUUUGAGUUAGUGUUUGGUGAUAGUCUUCUUAUAAAAGACCUACAUACAAGAAAAACAGUUUGUGAUAAAUUAAAACAAUUUUAUUUUGGCAACACAUCACCAGAUGAUCGCCAUAGGAGGCUUGUUUUGAUGUGUGCAGACCUUCACUUCAAUAUGGGGUCAGACAUAACUGCUAGACUCAUCGCAUCAGCACCCAAUCCACCUCAGAUUUAUCGUUACCAGUUUUCCUUUGAAAGCGACCUAGCACUUACUUCCAGAAUGGUUGAUCGCAGAUUUCCAGGUGCUACUCACACUGCUGAACUUUGCUACUUAUUUUUGUUUGCUGAUAACAGGCAAGACAUUAAUAAAGACAGCCACCAACAUACUGUUCGCUCCAUUAUGGCUUCUCUUUGGACAAAUUUUGCCAAAACUGGUGAUCCAACAUAUGAACUAAAUGAUGUUGUGACAGAGCACUGGCCAGCCUACACAUUAGAAGACCCAGCAUUUGCAGACAUUGGACAGGAAUUGAAAAUCAAAAGAAAUAUUAACAGCCAAUAUUUCAAUUUCUGGUGGGAUACAUACUAUCCAGCACGUCUUCAAUCUGCUAAACAAUGACUAUCUAAAAACAAUUGAUGAAGGCUCUGUUGCUUUUGAUUGGUUAAGUUUCUCAAAUUUCUCUCCAUCUUUCUGUUUGCAUUUCCUGGGUGGGCGCUGUUUAAAUGUUUCAUUUGAUUAAGAUAGAAAGGAAUGUGUUACAUUUGGUUAUGAAAGCAUAUUCAUUUCACAUUGAAAACAAGCACAAAAAACAAAACAAAAAUCAUAGAAAUAAAUUAUUAUUCAAAUGGAUCAUCGCUUUAGUACUUCAGAAAACAGAAUGACCUCAUAUGGAUCACUGUUUAAAUGAUAAGUUCAAACCAACUUUUUAAAGGAUUGUAAAAAACAAACAAAAACCAUUUUAUUGGAGUAACUGAAUUUGAAAAAAAAUUACACAUUUUGCAUGGAUUAUAAAACAAAUGAGAGAGAGAGAGAGAGAGAGAGAGAGAGAGAGAGAGAGAGAGAGAGAGAACAUACUUUCAUAACGGUGAAAGGUCAAGAUGUAAAGUAUGUGAAGUGCAUCUCUUGGAAACAUCAAACAGAUAUGCCCAUGCUCGAAUACUUUGGAAUCAAAAUGUUAUCGUUUACCAGUUGUAACAGAUAAAUUUCAUCAAGUACAUUGUUAAUCUUAUUUUACAUAUUUAUAGUUACUAGAACAAAAUUAAUUUAUUUAACAUUCAUGAGAUGAAGCCCACUGAUUUGGUUACAUAAGCCAGAAAAUAUUUGAAUACUUGCAAAAUAUUUGAUUAGCUUCUUAACUGUUCACAACCAGUCUACCAUGACCGUUGGUACCAAGUGUUUCUGGAGCCCUUAUUAAACAAAGAAAUUAAGCUAUGUAUACUGAAGAACAGUAUCAUAGUAAUGUGUGUCAUCAGUACAAGUAAUAGGGGACAUGGAGUUCAUGAAUCUGAAAUAAAAUUUCCAGAGAGAAAGCACAACUUAGGUUUUUAAAAUGUAAUUUCACACACAAAAAAUUAAAAUCAUUGCAGAAAACUAAUUUUCAAAUAAACUUUAAAGAUUGAGGUAAAUAAUUAGCACAAUGUCACAUAAAACUGAAAUUAGACCAAAUGAAACUAAUCACUUUAUCAUAUCAAUGAAAAUAAUCAAUGUUUGAAAAUAUAAGCUAUUUGGAUGGAUAAAAAAAAACUAUUCACCAAGUAGCAGCAGGAGGAACACAUAUAGAGGAAAAAAAUGAGCUGCAUGGUCACCGAUGGUAUCUGUGCUUUUGGACAUGUCCAAAAGAACAGAUACCGUCUUAGUAUAUACAUAUAAAGGAUAUGAAAAUAUGCAACCUUUUAGAGCCAGUAGCUCCUUCUUCUGGUAGAAGACUUGAAAGGUAGAAAAGAGGGCUGGAGGACAAGGAAUGGUGAGGCUUAGAACAUGGGGAGACUUAUGGAAAAGUCAAAAAGAAUCCUGGAUCAAGGGAGACUUAUUGCAGAUCGGAUGAGAAGGAAAGACAGAUUGUUGGUGCCAGACAAGAUUUUAAAACUAAAAGAUUGGACAACUUUUUCACAACUCUCCCUAUUUCCUAAAUCUUAUCAGUCCUUUAACUUCAUCCCUCUUCUUUUACCUUCAUUUCUUCUGCAAGAAGAAAAAAACCAUUGACUCAAAAACCUUGCAUAUUUGCUUAUCUUUUAUAUGUUUUUUCUCUUGCCUUCACUUGGUGAGUAGAUUUUUUAUCUGUCCAGUAAUAAUCAUUUUAUCAGUAACUCCACAUUCUGUGAAACUAUUUCUUUCCAAACUAAAUUUUCAACUGACAACCUCCAAAUAUUGAACAAGAUGUAAUAAUAUUCAGAUUCCUAACAUAUAAACAAAUUUUAAGUACUUGGAACACAUAAGGUAAUUUGAUCAAAAUCUCUAUCUUAUCAUCAGGUGAACAUAACAUUAGGUGAAUGAUUCAUUUGAAUUCAUUUAUUUUCUUUUUUUUUAAAUCUGAAAUCAUUGUUUUUAAAUAGUUAUGGGCUUCCUUAUUUCCGUUACAUAAGUUGAAGUUUGUGAGCUAGUAGACAGUGAAGGUCACAGAUAAGUUGACAGCCUCUUACCUCAUAGCAAGAGACAGCUGCAUAAUGUCCUGUGGACAGAAACAGUUCUAUUUUGAAAAUUAGUUCAUAUCACUCAUAAGAUGAUAGAAACUGAGUUCCAUUUACAAAAGAAAACAUUUGUGGCAGUGGCUGGAAGUAUAACAUCUUCUCAAGGAAUACAUACAUUGUUUACAAUGUUUCUUUGGUUAGUUUCAUCAUCCAUGGAUCAUGUGCAUGAUAAAUUGUAAUGAUGUGGAAAGAGUCAUUUUACACUCACAUGGCAAACUAAUUUCUAAGUAUGACUUUAAUGUAGCAAAUUCAGGGAAAGAGGCCCUGAAAGAGAGCUUGGAAGACACAGAGAUAGUUUCUUGCAGGUUGCACAACUGUUUGUUGAGAAUGAAUGUGCCACUCAGAAAAUACACACAACGAAAGUACUUUUAGUCAGUAACAAAUGUCUAGAAAAGUUAAUGUAAAACAAGGGUAAUAUGGUGAUCAUUUUCAUUUCACAUAUUCAUUAAACAGAGGAGGAGGAGGAGGAGGAUGGAACUGCACAAAAUGAGCAUUCUUUGUGCAUCAUUAAGCAAUUAUGAUUAAAAAUGAAACCAGUGUUGGAAUUUUCAAAACAUAUAGCUGACAAAAAAACAACUGUUCUCUUAUCUGAUCUGUGGAUUUGUCUUAGAUCAUAGGUAAUGGCAUUCACAGGUCAUUAAAUGAUGCCAUCCUGAGUGCACCACAUUUAAUGAAAGAAUAGCUUGUUCCUUUCAGUGUGAAUACAGCAGUAAGCGCUAAUUUUUAUUAAGGGACUAAAAUCAUUCCUGGUCACUACCAGUUUAAUUCACAGCUCACACAAAUGGUAAGUGCACUUUGCAUCCAACAUUCUUAUUCCUUCCUUUCAGUCAAUAAUCUGAAGCCAUUUGAUAUGCUUCAAAGUUUUAAGAAAGAACAGGAAAAUUAGUGAUCUCAUACUUAGCUGCUGAAUUAAAUAGCUGUUUUAAAAUGUCAUGCUGAUCUCAUUGCCAAAUUCUAAUGGAGUUGAUAUGCAAAGCCUGUCAUCAAUUACUUCAUUGGUAUCCCACCAGGAAUUGAACAUGAGACUGCUGGGUGUGAAGUGUGAAACGUAGACACCACACCCUAAAGAAUCAAUCGAGUUAACAACUGUAUCUCCAAUUGUGUCUCAUGUUAAUUGCACUGACAGUAGAGUUAGCACAGAAAUACUCCAAAAUGCAACAGAGAGAACAAAACUUUUUGUUUUAUAUACUUCUAUGAAGUUUAUAAAGUACAAUAUUUGAAAUGUAGCUCAUCCACAUGUGUUGUGUGCAUUUCAUGUAUUAAUGGAUUAUUAAAUUAGAGUACAGCUUCUACCAAAGUGAAAUUGUAAUGCUGUGAAAUGGCUGUGUAAUAUUACCUUGCAUGUGAAAAACUAAUAUUUUUACAAAUGGAAAUAAAAUAUAUUUAUUUUUA